Molecule: messenger RNA, 1314 nt
Organism: Seminavis robusta
Lineage: Eukaryota; Bacillariophyta; Bacillariophyceae; Naviculales; Naviculaceae
Source: the annotation of a GenBank genome assembly
AUGACAAGCUAUAUCAACGCUUUGACCCGUGCUUUCGGAUCUGAUCAUGGUACCCUCAGUGUCGUGUUGAACGACAAAGAAGGCGUCGCCAGAGCGGGAUGCGAGCUUGGAGGGACAGUUGUCCUUCAAGUAGAUCAGGAGUCAACCGGAGGCAAGAUAGAGGUCGAAUUGGUGGGGAAGGAAAAAGCAAUUCGAAAGAAGGGGCCUAUGGACUUGUGCAAGGACCAUGUGUUCUUUACAGCUACAGUGCCCGUUUCCGACUUGUCCAGAUCGAGGUUGAAUCCAGGAGAGAUGAGGCUUCCCUUUUCGGUCAAUCUUCCCGGUUCUCUGCCAUCAUCCAGUAUGCACCGACUUGGAGUCGGAGAUGCGGGCUUUAACAUUCAAUACAAGCUCACUGCCCGAAUGGGAAGUUGUCACAAGUCGAUUCCAGUGGCGAUUGCCGCUGCGCCCCUCGAGCAUCAGCGGGCACCUUUUGUCAUGCAGCCUGUCACUCAACCCGUGAUAUCCGUGAAGGGAAAGAACCUCGGCUCUAUCUGCGUGGCGGCCAGUGUCCAGAACAUUCAUAUCCGAAAGGGAGAACAGCUUCGUCUUUCAUUGUCUUGUCGAAAUGACUCUCUUGUCAAGAUCCAACGUGUAGAAGUAAAAAUGGUGGAACUUUUGAAUUGGGGAUUGAAAGAAGGUUACAGCAAGACCAAGGUCAACAAGACCACACUUGCCAACAUUGAUGACCUCAAACUACCAGGUUUGGAGAGGGAAAACGCCAACAAGUCCAACAUUGUGGAGGUCAACCACCCAACGAUGGAAGAACAGAUUGCCAAGUACACCUCUAUGCACGACAAUUUGGCUUCGGGGACUAGUUCAGUGGAACUGGAAUGCCCAAUUCGAGCUAAAGAUUCCUACGCUGGGGUACUGGUGGACAUCAGACACUAUCUCAAAGCGAAGUUCAUUACAGACACGUACGGUGUGCAGCCUUCCAUCAAGAUUCCAUUGAAGAUUGGCCUACCAGACGAAAUUCCCAGGUCAAGCAUUCGGCUGACUUCUGCAGCAGCAUCCACAAAGAUAGCAUCGGUGGCUUUGGCAGAACUGCCCAAGGAAAGAUCGCCUGGCUGCAAUAACAAUGAGCUUCCACUGGCCUCUGCAGUUCCAAUACCCUCCUCUCCGGGAGCCAAGGACUUCGCAGUGGAAAGAGCAGUAGAACCAGCCCCAUCAUUGAGGCCAAAGAAAGUGAACUUCCACCAAGCAGUGACGGGACAAGACUGUUUUGAAAUUGAGACCAAUCUACAGGAUUUGAUUCCCAUGGUGCCCUCUACCUAG